Colletotrichum orchidophilum is the source of this 5190-nucleotide messenger RNA. RefSeq lists its product as uncharacterized. Gene Ontology annotation, biological process: siRNA processing. Bases 1 to 5190 code for a protein of 1729 amino acids. Gene Ontology annotation, molecular function: helicase activity; RNA-directed RNA polymerase activity; ATP hydrolysis activity. Lineage: Eukaryota; Fungi; Ascomycota; Sordariomycetes; Glomerellales; Glomerellaceae. Gene Ontology annotation, cellular component: nuclear RNA-directed RNA polymerase complex. The transcript is spliced from 6 exons. The record is from RefSeq and is a predicted model, not a curated record.
AUGGCGCCGUCGAUAUUGAAAGCAUAUCACCAGGUCGUCCAAGAGUCGGUGUCUCUUGGCGAUACAGAAUGGGACUAUGAUAUCUCCUCCCUCCCAACCCCAUUCCAAACCAAUGCUGCCGGCCUAGUCAAGUCUCUGACCCUUACCACCAAGGACUCUCGCCACCAACUUGGCCUCUGCCUUGAGUUGGCCUCUCCCAGUCGUGCCAUUUCUUCAUAUUCGCUCGACCAACUUGUCGUCAUCUCAUUUGCCGACUUCUGUGCAUUGAGUACUCUGUCCGCCGCUGCCGUGGGCACUCAGCCUUCCACCCCACGAGAAUGCACCGAAUAUAUUAUCAAGCUCCUGCGUGCCGGUGUGUCUAUCAACGGAACAUUGUACAACUUCUACGGCCACAGCAACAGCCAGCUCAAGUCGCGGACAUGCUUCCUGUUCGCUGCCCCAAAAAGAGAAAUCACAAGAAUAGUGGAUACCAUGGGUAAUUUUGCAGAAAUGAAGACGGUGCAGAAGAAGGCGAAGAGAAUCGGACUUCUGUUCUCGACGGCGCAUACGACCAUUUCUGUUGACCCGAAGCGCUGCGAGGACAUUUCCGAUGUCGAAACGGCGGAUUACAUCUUCACAGAUGGGUGCGGGCUCAUAGCUCCGCAUCUCGCCCAAGAGCUGGCGAGAAGAAUUAACAUCGUCUUUAGGACUGUUCGGUACACUCCGUCCGUCUUCCAGAUUCGGUAUCGAGGGUACAAAGGGGUCGUGACAGUGGAUCCGACGAUGAAGCGGGAAGUGAUACUGCUGAAGUUGCGCAAGUCAAUGAAGAAGUUCAGCGGCGGGUGCGAUUGUAGCUUUUCGGUUAUUGAAUACUCCAAGGUCGGUCUGCCACCUUACGAAUUCGGCCAUCUUAAUGACGAAGUUAUUCUAUUGCUCCAUUCUCUGGGCAUUACAUCCGAAGUCCUGCUGCGGAAACAGCGACAACACUUUGACUUCCUCGCCAGCGCUACCACUGACCCCCGCGCGGCGUUUCGUUUCUUGACAUACGUGAACAAGUACGAGCUCGCUGAGAGACUUCUUCUAGAGUCCCUUGAUGUUGUCAGGCCCAGAGUAGCGGCGCUCGUCAACUCCCAGUACGCUAAGAUGGUAAAAGCCAGUGGCAACGAGCAGCGCUGCCGCAUACUCAUUCCAAAAUCACGUCUGUUAUUUGGUGUCUGCGAUGCCUGGGAUGUCCUGAAAGAGGGCGAGUGCCAGGUCAGAGUUACGAUGGACGGAGACGGGCUACCCGUCACACUGAUGGGAACGGAAGUGGUCGUCACUCGAAAUCCCUGUCUGCAUCCCGGGGACUUGCAAAAGUUCAAGGUUGUUCAGAGGCGGCAGCUCUCGCAUCUUGUCGACUGUAUUGUCUUUUCCACCAAAGGAAAGCGUCCAGCUGCUGAUCUCAUGUCGGGGGGUGACUUGGACGGCGACAAAUUUUUCGUUUCUUGGGACGAGGAUAUCAUUCCGUCCACUGUCUCUCAGGCAGCCGACUACCCUGGAGCCAGAGAGCCCGUGUCCUUCAAGCCCAUCACUGACGACGAUCGUCUCCUCUACUUUGCUAAGUACACCAAUGCUUCGCUUGGCAAAAUCAAGAAUCUCUAUCUCAGCUGGGCCAGGUUCUCGGGCCCUAUGAGCCCGCCGUGUCAGGAGCUGAACCGGCUCUUCUCGACCUGCGUUGAUGGCAACCGGAUCAAGGUCCCGCCGAAGCUCGAAAGGCCUCCUGAACCCUCCCCGGAAGCACCGUCUUUUGUCCUCGACCAGCUUCACGAGGCCGCAAGAGAGAUGAUUCGAAAUCGGGAGGAAAACGCAGCCGCCGCAAGAAUUGAUUGUGAAGGCUACACUUUGGACGCUAUGGAGAUGCUUUUGAGUCGGGAUGACUUUGCCGUCUCCGAGUUUGAGCUUAUGCAACUCACUUUUGGGUGGUGCCUUCGGAACGGCGCAUCUCUCGAAGACUUUGCCCAUUUUUUCAACUACACGCUUCUUACAGCGGAGCAGAAGGCAUGGGCAUUGAGCCAACUUCCCGUUACGCAGAACUACCCAAGCCUGGUGCGUAACGCGCUUUGCCAGUCAUAUCUGCUGGAGGAGUCGGAACUAUGUGAAUUCAAGCUACACUACCCAUCCCUUCGGUGGAAGUGCCUCUAUACCUCAUCGAGGGAUCGCCUCGCCGUUUUCUUUGAUAAGGCUAUCAAAGCACUCGAAAUUUUCCAUAGAAAACUGAUCGUGCUCCGGGUGGACGAGCGCUUGACGAUUGCAAUCUACAUUCCGCAGCAGAUACAGCCGUCGGCAGAUUGCAAAAUUGGCAACAAAGCUCGAUUGUUUGCGUUUCCACAUUCCAAGGGCUUUGAGACGUCGAAUCGAUUGAGCCUGCCGACAAAGGUUAACUAUCAGGUGUACUGCGACAGUAAUGUUUUCCAGCUCUUUGAUGGUCAGAGGCGAAACACGUGGGUCUUCAUCGGGCGUGGUGCGUCGGAUGAUUCUAGCUAUCAGAACCUCAAAAUAGAGAGUGAUAAGAGACGUACGAGGCAAGCGACUACUUACAGCGGCGUCAAUUUUGACUGUCGGGCAAGCAUAGCGCUGGAAAAGUUCAGCCGGGGGUUGCAGACUCAUGUGGGACGGGUAAAUAGGAACGGCGUUCAAGGAGCGGAAAUAUACAUCAUUUCCAACAGAGACGUCGACUCGCUGCGAAAUUUAGAUCUUUGGCUCGAGUAUGUUGACACUCGGGAAGAAGUCCCUCUCUUUGAGCGUAACGCGAGGGAGUAUAAGAAUCCCACUGUCAGGGAGGUUGACUGGAAGACUCAGCCCGACUACAUGGUUAACGUUGUCUUGCGUCAAGAUUUUACAAGGCUUCUUGGCCUGGAAACCCCGGAACAGUACGCAAAACUAUUUCGGUGGUUACUGGAGCGGGACGAGAAGGAGACGUUACUACAUUCCUUCAACUUCCUGCUCGCUAGCUUUGAAAACGAGAGCUUCGGGGCAGUGAGACCAGACCUGGUCCUUGGAGAGAUGCUCAACUUCUUGGGGCAGUGCCCAUUCUUGGCAGUUACCUUCUCCCAGGUGGGUGAGGCAGUUCUUCCAACACAUUUGGCGGAUGUGCUAGAUGCCCGUGUCGAGCAUAUUUUACGAGCCAUGAUUCUCUCUGCCAAUACCAUCGACCAGAUGAUGCUCUCGCCAUUACUGCGGAUACUAGCCAGCGCCCGUAUCCUUUCCAUCUCUGCCUACGCUCGAUUGAUGGAGAUAAUUGCCCUUACGGUUCGGUCACCUUCUCUAGCGCUAGACAUACUCCUUUGUGGCCUUGAAAGGGAGAGUAUGCGACUGAUACCGGAGCGGCCAGCGCUCAUUCGACAUUUUCUACGCAGCUUGACCGGCAUUGUCAUCGAACAUGUGGAGGAGGCGGCAGAACAGUGCCGCGAAAGCCCAGGUCUCCUUUCAUUGAGUUACCUCCGGGACACGGAUAAUGGAUGGCCUGUGGUUCAAGCCGACUUCCGGCUCGAUGCCAAGGGUGGCACGCCCAAGAUGUCAACUCACGUACGUCUAACGGCUGCAUCGUCACCGUCGAACUCUCUCUCUACGAGCCUCUAUUCCAUGGAUGCCCUCGUCAUUCAGUCGAGCCCGGGUAGGGCUGAAUUCCAAUGCCUCCAUCCGAUACCCCCCUAUCUAGAGCAUUGCUCUUGGAAAAUGUGCGUCUGUGGCCCGUUUGUUACCACCAAGACCAUGUUGGAUGCCACCUUGGAUCUGGCGCUUGGGACGUAUAGCAUCUGUGGCAUCGCCGGAUUGAUCCAUGGCAUCGAAGACUGCCGAGCUGUCUCUUCAGAACCUGAAGAUGAUGACGACGGACCGGAAUAUGUUCCAAAGAAUACGCUGAACCGAUGCCAGAAUGAGGCUGUCGAGUCUGCCGCCAAGCACCCGAUGACCUGUCUCUGGGGCCCGCCGGGAACAGGCAAAACCCACACCAUCGUGGAAAUGAUACGAGAGCUUCAGAGUCAGCACCAAAACUCACGCAUCCUCGUCACGGCGCCGACGCAUAACGCUGUGGACAAUGUGAUGAGAAGGUACCUUUCAAGCCGGACCGACGGCAACGGCCACCCCAGGAUUCCUGCGGUCCGAAUAUCUACAGAGAUACGGAAAGUCGCCGAAGACUUGCGUAAAUAUACCUUUGACGCCAUGACAGGACAAGAGCUCAACGGUUCGUAUGCCGCCAUGCGCGCUGGGUUAGGUCUUCUGCGGGGUGAAGAGUUUGAUAUAGUCGUCAUCGAUGAGGCUUCGCAACAGGCUGAGCCUGCGUCUUUGGUCCCGCUAACCAAGGGAUGCAGGAAGGCCAUUUUGGUUGGCGAUCAUGUGCAGCUGCGACCGACGGUGGGGCAACUCGCGCUGUCGCUCGACUUUGACGUAUCGCUGUUUGAAAGGUUGUGGAAGGCCGCCCUGCGAGACGGCAAUGGGGUUCAGAAGGUGAUGCUGGAUACCCAGUACCGGAUGCACGAAAAGAUGUGUCGGUUUGCCUCGGACGAGUUCUACGAGGGUAAGUUGCGCACAGGCAUCAAGUUGGACGAGAGAUUUAUGUUUCCAUCCAUGUUUCCCUGGCCGGUGGUGGAGGAUUCCCGCCACCCUGUGGAAGCCCAUGAUGAUCCGAAGGGACUAAAUAUUCAGCACCACCACCGCAUGGUCUUUGUCGAUUGCGCCACCCCGGAAGACCUGGGUCAGAAGUCAAAGUGCAAUAGAGGUCAGGCUGCGCUGUGCGGAAAAGUGUGCGACCUUCUUAACAAAGAAGCUCCGAGAUUGAGAGCAUCAUCUUCAUCAGCAGAAGCGCCGAAGCCUUCCAUCGCGGUAUUGACGCCCUACACCCGUCAGGCCGACCUACUCAAGCAGACGCUCUCAAGCCACAAGCUGGUUGAGAUCUGUAGCAUCGAUGGGUUCCAGGGGCGCGAGGCGGAUAUUGUCGUGUUUGUGACGGUGCGGUGCAAUCAAAACUGCGAGAUUGGGUUCCUGAAAGACAUGAGGAGGCUGAAUGUUGCCUUGACACGGGCGAGGACGGGGUUGAUUAUUAUCGGCCAUAUCCCAACACUCACAAUGGGAAAUGCGGGUGAGGGAAGCACAGCGACAUGGAAGAGAUUGAUCGGUGGCUUGAAGGUUGUCAAAAUGGAUGUGAAAGCACACGAUGAUAACCAUCGAGGGUAG